Molecule: messenger RNA, 1296 nt
Organism: Penicillium cosmopolitanum
Lineage: Eukaryota; Fungi; Ascomycota; Eurotiomycetes; Eurotiales; Aspergillaceae
Exons: 1
Coding region: 1-1296 (431 amino acids)
Cellular component (GO): intracellular anatomical structure
Molecular function (GO): FMN binding; NADPH dehydrogenase activity; NADP binding
Source: RefSeq, a predicted model, not a curated record
AUGACCCGAAAUUCGAAGGCUCUCAUUUCCAACCAUUCGCCGCGCCAAAUCACCGCUGGCACGCCGUUGAAGAUAGACAAUAAUACCCCCGAGCUAUUCCGGCCACUGAGUAUCCGCUCAGUCACACUUAGGAACCGGAUAUGUGUUUCUCCAAUGUGCAUGUACUCUAUCACAUCUUCAGGGCCUCUGGCUGGCGUCAUGACCCCUCUGUACAUUACCACGAUCGGCCACAACGUUUUCAAGGGUGCUGCGCUAGCCAUUAUUGAGGCCACAGGCGUCCAGCCAAACGGUCGCAUUACUCCUCACUGUCCUGGCCUUUGGAAUGAUGCUCAGGAGCAUGGCCUGAAAUCAAUAGUCGAUUUUAUUCAUUCCCAAGGUGGUCUUUGCGGCGUUCAAUUAUCUCAUGCCGGAAGAAAGUCGAGUACACAGCCUCCACUGGUUGCCCAGCAGCUAGGGAAGUCAAGUGCAAGGGCAUCAAAAGAAGAAGGCGGUUGGCCGGAUGACGUUCUAGGACCUUCGGGUGGUGUAAAACAUUCAUGGGAUGGUAAAGGACUCGACCCAUCAGGGGGUUACCACGUACCUCGGGAAAUUACUGAGUCAGAGAUUGGAAACCUAGUGUCAAAUUAUGCAAAUUCAGCCCAAAGAGCUGUGAACGCCGGCGUGGAUAUCAUUGAGAUCCAUGCCGCCCACGGUUAUCUUAUCAAUCAAUUCCUCAAUCCCGUCACGAAUCGCCGGAAAGAUAGGUAUGGUGGGAGCUUUGAUAAUCGGAUUCGUCUGCUUCUUGAAGUUAUUGCUGCCGUUCGUGCCGUGAUACCAACAAGCAUGCCAGUAUUUGUCAGGGUCAACGGCACCGAUUGGACGGAAGAAACGGAUGCUGGAAAAAAGUUUGGAAGCUGGACAGAGGAGUCGACUAUCAAGUUAAUCGGGAUUUUGCCAAGUUUGGGUGUUGACCUCGUCGAUAUAAGCUCAGGAGGCAAUCAUCAUCAAGCAAAAUUCAAUGUGUUCGAUGCUGGCCCUCAUCAUACCGCCAUGGCGCUGAGAAUAAAGAAAAUUCUGCAGGCCGAAGGAAACACGAUUCUGAUUGGAACUGUUGGGUUGAUUACUGAAGCCCGACAGGCUCGAGACCUGGUUGAGAGUGAUGGGAAUGGAGGACCCGGAGUUGAUAUAAUAUCUGUUGGCCGGCAAUUCCUCAAAGAGCCAGAUUGGGUUUUGAAGGUUGCUUCUGAGCUUGAGGUUGAUGUCGCUUGGCCAGCGCAGUUGGAACGACUCAGACCCGGUCCCAUGUCUCGUAUUUAG